Messenger RNA from Penicillium malachiteum, 909 nucleotides. RefSeq names its product putative GATA transcription factor (AreB). Lineage: Eukaryota; Fungi; Ascomycota; Eurotiomycetes; Eurotiales; Aspergillaceae. The transcript has 2 exons. The record is from RefSeq and is a predicted model, not a curated record. The coding region runs from base 1 to 909 and encodes 302 amino acids. Gene Ontology annotation, molecular function: RNA polymerase II cis-regulatory region sequence-specific DNA binding; DNA-binding transcription factor activity, RNA polymerase II-specific; zinc ion binding. Gene Ontology annotation, biological process: positive regulation of transcription by RNA polymerase II; negative regulation of transcription by RNA polymerase II.
AUGGCGUCCACAUUGACUGAUGACAAACAACCUCAAUUACAGCCCAUUUGCCGAAACUGUACCACCUCGACUACUCCCUUGUGGCGCCGCGACGAAGUGGGCAAUGUCCUUUGCAACGCUUGCGGUUUGUUCCUCAAGCUGCACGGGCGGCCUCGUCCGAUAAGCCUUAAGACCGAUGUCAUUAAGAGUCGCAAUCGCGUUAAGACCGGUCAGGGUCCUAAGCGUAAGUCUGGCGGCCAUGUCGAUGUCAACGGUCUUCCUGCGCAACCUGAUUCUGGCACCCCACCUCUGACCUCCAACAAUUACCGACGCAACUCACGCCGCAACUCCAACGGUCACUCUGAUCGCUCGAACUCUCCCUUGUCGCGCAACGAGACCCCCGGAUUUGGUUCCCUCCACGCGCACAACUCCAACAUCGCCCCUCAGCAUAUGUUUGACAGUGUUACUCGAGGCGACGGUGCUCUGAACUUGUCCGGCAAAAUGGUUCCCAUCCCGCUUGGUUCCCCCUCUGGCAUGAACGACUCCCCUCAGACCUACGAAAGCCUUCUGGCUCUUAACACCUCUCUUAAGACCCGCGUCAGUGAGCUUGACCUUAUCAACGAACUUUUCCGUGGUCGCGUCGCCGAACUUGAGCAGAGUGACGCUAGCGCGCGUCGUUCCGAGAUGAUCGCCCGCGAUUCCGAGUCUCGCCUGCGCGACUCUGAGGCCCGUCUGCGCCGCUCCUUGGAGGACGCUCAGCACCGCGAGGAAGGACUGAAGAGACGCAUCAAUGAGCUUGAGAACCAACUGACCGAGGCUGACGGCGACAACGGCGAGCCCUCCGCUAAGAGAAUCCGCCUCUCCGACAUGGUCGAGCAGUCUUCUGAAGAGUCUCCCUCGCAGACCAAAUCUUCUCCUAAGAGCGCUUAA